This is a messenger RNA of Trichomycterus rosablanca, 3189 nucleotides long. RefSeq names its product alpha-1,3-mannosyl-glycoprotein 2-beta-N-acetylglucosaminyltransferase b (gene mgat1b). Gene Ontology annotation, biological process: protein N-linked glycosylation. Gene Ontology annotation, cellular component: Golgi apparatus. Gene Ontology annotation, molecular function: alpha-1,3-mannosylglycoprotein 2-beta-N-acetylglucosaminyltransferase activity. The transcript has 3 exons. The record is from RefSeq and is a predicted model, not a curated record. NCBI's taxonomy places the organism in Eukaryota, Metazoa, Chordata, Actinopteri, Siluriformes, Trichomycteridae. Bases 124 to 1677 code for a protein of 517 amino acids.
CUCUCAUCUGUUUCCCUCUGAUCAGCUUCUUAAGAGCUGGAGAGAGACGUGGAACCAACCAGGCUGCACUUUUUUAACCCAGUCGUUUCCUCUCUUCGCUCUCUGCUUUGAUGUCUCUGGGCCAUGGUGCGUAAGAAAGGCUCCCUGAUUUUAUGCGGAGCGAUCCUCUUCGUCGCCUGGAACGCCCUGCUGCUGCUCUUCCUCUGGGGGAGGCCGCCGAUAGGUCGACUCGGAGAGGGAGGCGGGGCUGAACCUGGUACCGAGGAAGAAUGGAGAGCCGGAAAAGCCAAAAAAGGCGCCGGCGGUGCCGGGCUGGCCGACGAGGUGAUCCGACUGGCCGAGGAAGUGGAGUCGGAACUGGAGACGCAAAAGAAACUGUUGAAGCAGAUCCAGAGUCACAGGUCGCUGUGGCAGCAGAAGAAGGACGACGGAGGGAAAGUGAUGCAGGACGCCGGGUUUAAGAACGCCGGGCGAAAAGAAGCGCAGCACCCGCCCCGGACCCCCACCUCAGACCUCAACAAAGCCUCCAAAAGUUUGGAGUUUCCCGUAAUUACAAGAUCUCCACCGGACAACAAGCAGAACCAGGAAUCGCACGUGGAACCGUUCGUGGAGAACACGGUGGAACUUCCUGCACCCGGUUCUCAAACCGUAAUCCCCAUCCUGGUCAUCGCUUGUGACCGGGUCACGGUGAAACGCAGUCUGGACAAGCUGAUUCAGUACCGUCCGUCCGUGGAGCUCUAUCCCAUCAUCGUGAGCCAGGACUGCGGCCACGCCGACACCGCCCGGGUCAUCGGCUCUUACGGAAGUCAGGUGACGCAUAUCAGCCAACCGGAUCUCUCCAACAUCCCGGUGCGCCCCGAUCACAGGAAGUUCCAGGGCUACUACAAGAUCGCCCGACACUACCGCUGGGCGCUGAACCAGGUCUUCAACUCGUUUGGGUAUUCCACUGUGGUCAUCGUAGAGGACGACCUGGAGGUGGCGCCAGACUUUUUCGAGUAUUUCCGCGCCCUGCACCCGAUCCUGCUCUCCGACCCGACCCUGUGGUGCAUCUCGGCCUGGAACGACAACGGCCGGGACGGGCUGGUGGACCCGGGGAAGCCCGAGCUCCUCUACAGGACCGAUUUCUUCCCGGGUCUGGGAUGGAUGCUGCUGAAGGAGAUGUGGGCGGAACUGGAACCCAAGUGGCCCAAAGCGUUCUGGGACGACUGGAUGCGUCACCCCGAGCAGAGAAAGGAGCGCUCCUGCGUCCGUCCGGAGAUCUCCAGAACCAUGACGUUCGGGCGGAGGGGGGUCAGCCUGGGUCAGUUUUUCGACCAGUACCUGCGCUACAUCAAGCUCAACACUGAAUUCGUGCCUUUUACCAAACACAACUUAUCACAUCUGGUCAGGGAGCGCUACGACGAACACUUUGAGAAAGAAGUCUACAGCGCCCCCUUGGUGAAAGUAGAGGAGGUGCAGCAGAGGGGCGGUUUGAAGGGCGAGGGGCCGUUCAGGGUGCAGUACUCCAGCAGGGAGAGCUUUAAAGUGCUGGCGCGGAACUUAGGAGUCAUGGACGACUUGAAGUCGGGGGUUCCGCGCGCCGGUUACAGGGGCGUGGUCAGCUUCCUGUAUCGCGGCAGAAGGAUUUUUCUGGCGCCCCCCGAAGGCUGGAUAAAAUACGACACCAGUUGGAGCUGAGGUGCUCAGCAGCGGUAGCAGAAGAGAGGAGUAACGGCAACCGUGCAGGAGGAGACGAAGCUCCUCUCAAACCAAAGAAAUAAGGCGGCAUGGUCGAGAUGAAGAGAAGUUUUAAGGUGGAAUUUUACGACUUAACCGGAUGAAGGACGGAAAAUCCUCGUACUGGGAACACAACGAAAGUCGAUACCUCACGCACAGGCAGCAGUCGUGUUCCGACAAGAGGAGGAGAAGGAGCAAAUUUCGUUUUGGCUGCUGAAUUGACAAGUAUUAGCUUUUCUGCUAUUCCCGGUGUCGGUGAAGAGUUCACGUGAUGUUAUAACUGGUAAAAACGUCAUGGAUGCUUUCACAGGGACAUCCGUCAGAUAAAAUGUAGGGGUCUGUAGGUCAGGUGGUUUUAAUAGGGUGGCACAGCUGGUAAGGGGAGGUAGGUAGGUUGCUGACGACCUGGCUGGGCCUGGGGGAGCGAGGUCUCUCCGAUGGUGGGCGCCCUCAGCUCUACUGAAUUUUAAUGUAUGACAGUAGAAUUAUUAUUUAUAUUAUCAAAGGUGUGAUUUUUAUGUUACAUUAAUUCAAAUCAACGUCAAGUGUUUUUAAAGGGAGUAAAAAAUGUCCUCGCGUGGGCCGCUCAGGUGGCGCAGCGGUAAAAACACACGCUGGAACCGGAGCUGGGAUCUCAAAUACAUCGUAUCGAAUCUCAGCUCUGCCUGCCGGCUAAGGCCGAGCGGCCACAUGAACGACGAUUGGCCUGUUGUUCAGAUAUGGGCGGGACUAAGCCGGAUGGGGUCUGUCUCUCAUGACUGGUGCAAUUACGACCUCUGCUGGCUGAUUGGUGGUGUCUGCACAGAGAUGAGAAAAGAGUGUGUCAGGGUGUGUCUCUCCGUUCACAACGCUGAGCCGCACUGCACUCGUCAAAGUGUAGGUGAUGAGAUGCAUACGGCUGCUGCCCACGUGUCGGAGGGGGCGUUGGUUAGCUUCGUUCUCCUCAAUCAGAGCGGGGAUCGGCAUCGGUGGAGAGGAAGCAUGACGCAAUCGAGCAAUUGGACGCGCUAAAAAGGGAGAAAAAAAAAUGUCCCUGUGAAAGCAGCCAAGGAACCAGAACCAGAAUCACGUCAGAUCGGCUACAGGAACGACGCCGAGCUCUUAAAGAGGUUAAGAGAAGGUUUCCACGAUUUAAUCUUCUGAUAGUGCACUACGUGAGCGAGGUUCGGUUCUGAGCCUCCAUUUCAGAAGCACCAAAACUCUCGUGAUCUUUGGUUAACGUACUUGAAACAGACUCGGUUCUCUCUGCUUAGAAGAAUGUUGGGUUUGUCGCAGAACCACUGAGGCCAGACUCGCUCCACAUGUCGUUCUGAAUGCACAUGUAGGAUAGACGGAGUUUAAAUGUGGUGUGUUUGUGGGCGUCUGUGAGAGAGUUUGACACGUUUUAAUGUCUGUCUGAGUAAAAUAUAAAACCACUGCCUGAUGUGUUCUUUAUAAAUUUAAUACACUGAAAAUAAAUCACUAUUUUGAUAA